AUAUGGCACUAAUUGCUAGUGACAUAGUAAGUCCAACGCCAUUGUUAAGAUAUUUGAUAAAUAUUUACCACAAAAUUGAUAACAAAAAGCCAAAAUAUCUGGCGCAUAUAUAAUUUUUAAGUUUAGUGUAGUUUAUUCCUGAGUAAGAUGUGAUAUUAAAAUAUUUUGUUCCCUUUACAAAACUAAAACGAUUAAACUAGGAACAAGGUUAGAGAGAACUAGGAAUAAGAACUAAUUAAAAACAAUUACUUCUAAUAAGAACACUUAAGUAUUAAUAUCUGCGGUAAGUGUAAUGUGUUGAAAAAAGGUGGUAGUGCAUUUAGGAUGAAGUAUUUUUUGUAAAUAAAUCUACCCCAAAAUGGCUAGUUUCUUUGAUCACGAAGAUGAAAGCAGCUGGUACUUUGGUGCCAUAAGUCGACAAGAAGCGCAAGAAGUUUUAAUGGCAGAAAAGGAAGGGGGUGUUUUUCUUGUUCGCGACAGCGCCAGUUGUGUUGGAGAUUAUGUUUUGUGUGUCAAGGAAGACAGCAAAGUCAGUCAUUAUAUUAUCAAUAAAAUGCAACAGAAUGAUCAAACCAGAUAUCGCAUUGGUGAUCAGUUUUUUAAGAAUCUACCAGAUUUGUUGUCUUUCUACAAACUGCACUACCUGGAUACCACACAUUUAAUUAGACCGGCAAGUAAAAAAAUUGAAAGAGUUAUAGCCAAAUUUGAUUUUGAAAGCAAGGAGAAAGAUGAUUUAAGUUUUAAGAAAGGGGAUAUUUUAACAAUCAUAUUUAAAGAAGAAGAACAGUGGUGGCGAGCUAAAGAUAAAAAUGGCAAAGAAGGAUCAAUACCUGUUCCCUAUGUCCAAAGGAUUGAUGAAAGCCAGUCUCCAAUAGAGCCCUCAAGACCUGGAUCUGGGGGAGCACUAGGCGCAACCCCCGAAGCAACAAAAAGGAACCAAAUGCAGCGCAAACUUCCAGCAAAAGCGAGGGUGAAACAAGUAAGGGUACCAAAUGCCUAUGAUGAUACAGCUUUAAAAUUAGAAAUAGGAGAUAUAAUUAUUGUAACAAAGACUAACAUAAAUGGCCAAUGGGAAGGAGAAUUAAACGGAAAGAUCGGAUAUUUUCCUUUCACUCAUGUAGAAUUUUUAGAUGAAGAAAACGAAAGUUAGUUGUCAUUUUCUUUUUAAAAAAAUUUAAAACGAUGUUAUUGUAUAUGCCUAAAAAUUAAAAAACUCCACUACUCACAUAUGUGUAAAAAAUUGUAUGUUCGCGGAUUUAAUGUGAAUAUGUGUUUUUUAUUAAUUACAUAUCAUGUUUUAACUCUUUUUUUAAACAUGUUUGUUAAUUUAAUACAUACAUAAUAGAAGGUAUACAUAUUUACUGCUUUAUAAAUAUUUAUAUAAUUAAAUAAUAAUUUUAUUGUGUAUUAUGUCGUCA
Messenger RNA from Cylas formicarius (sweet potato weevil), 1418 nucleotides. It is a transcript of the gene Crk, whose product is annotated as adapter molecule Crk. The record is from RefSeq and is a predicted model, not a curated record. Lineage: Eukaryota; Metazoa; Arthropoda; Insecta; Coleoptera; Brentidae. The coding region runs from base 359 to 1150 and encodes 263 amino acids. Gene Ontology annotation, molecular function: protein binding. The transcript has 6 exons.